Messenger RNA from Gossypium raimondii (Peruvian cotton), 507 nucleotides. Its product is annotated as putative invertase inhibitor. NCBI's taxonomy places the organism in Eukaryota, Viridiplantae, Streptophyta, Magnoliopsida, Malvales, Malvaceae. The record is from RefSeq and is a predicted model, not a curated record. Gene Ontology annotation, molecular function: enzyme inhibitor activity. Bases 1 to 507 code for a protein of 168 amino acids. Gene Ontology annotation, biological process: negative regulation of catalytic activity. The transcript is spliced from 2 exons.
AUGGAUUUGAUCGAACAAACAUGCAGGCAAUCUGGGUUUUUCGCCCUUUGUCACUCGACUCUUCGAUCAGACCCUCGAAGCUCGAACGCAAACCUCGAAGGCCUAGCUAAAAUAUCGGUCGAGAUAGUCAUAGACAAGGCUAAUGCCACAUUGAAUUUCAUUGUGGAUCUGUUCAAGAACGUUUCGGACCCUGUCUUGUACAGAUCCUAUGGCACUUGCAUCGACUCGUAUGGUGCCUCGGUCCAAAGGCUACUGCCGGAAGCCAUUGCUGCUUUGGGUUCUAAAGACUAUGCCACGUCAAGACACGAUGUGGCGACGGUGGCGACUAAUGUCAAUGCGUGCGAUGAGCAGUUUUCUGAGAAAACGCCUUUUAGUGAUAGGAAUAGACUUGUUCAUGAUCUUUCUCUUAUGUCAGCUGGGAUCAUAGAAUUGUUGGCAUUUGGACUGUCACGUAGGACCACCGUUAGGGAGGUAACAGAACUUAAUGGUAGAGUGACCAUUUCGUAA